Molecule: messenger RNA, 936 nt
Organism: Colletotrichum spaethianum
Lineage: Eukaryota; Fungi; Ascomycota; Sordariomycetes; Glomerellales; Glomerellaceae
Product: putative pectate lyase E
Exons: 2
Coding region: 1-936 (311 amino acids)
Biological process (GO): pectin catabolic process
Cellular component (GO): extracellular region
Molecular function (GO): pectate lyase activity
Source: RefSeq, a predicted model, not a curated record
AUGUACAUCCGAAACAACCUCCUCGUCUUGGCCCUCUGCCUCUCCGUUCUCGCCUCCCCGGCUUCGAAGAGCGGCUCGAGCAAGGGCGCGAAGCACAGCGGGGCCGCCAAGGCGCAUAAUACGCGUCCGGCGCAUGCGCCCAAGGGUACUCAUGCUCCGAAAUCCGGUGCCGGAUCUACUGGCGGCGGCGGCGGCGGCGGCUCCGGUUCCGCCGCCGGCAACGGUACGAGCUCGGGCGGCACAAACACGGAGCUGCAGACGACCUUCCCCACGCCCAAGGGCUCGCAGAACCUCGCGGCCGUCAAGACCAUUGCCGCGGGCCAGUCGUUCGACGGCGGGAUGCAGCUGUGGGACCGUAGCCCAAGCACGUGUCACGGCCAGGCCGAAGGCGGGAACAAGGACGCCGUCUUCAUUCUGGAGGAGGGCUCUACGAUUAGCAACGUCGUGAUUGGCCCGAACAAUGGUGAGGGAAUCCAUUGCCUGGGUAGCUGUACGAUCAACAAUGUCUGGUUCCAAAAGGUUUGCGAGGAUGCCAUAACCUUCCGCCAGGAAUCCGGCACCUCAUACGUCAACGGCGGCGGCGCGCAGGACGCCGAGGACAAGGUCCUGCAGCACGACGGCGGUGGCACGGUGGCGGUCAAGAACUACUUUUGCAAGAACUGCAGCAAGAUGUACAGGAGCUGCGGCAACUGCAAGAAGCAGACGGCGCGGCACGCAACUUUUGACAACAUCAGGCUCGACGGCGGCAAGGUCGUUGCGGGCGUCAACGGGAACCUCGGCGACGGCGUGACCGUCUCGAACUCGUGCGUGCUGGGCGGUGCGGAUGUCUGUGAGAACUUUGAGGGCAACAACAGCGGUGCCGAGCCGCCGCUAAAGAGCAAGGGGCCGGAUGGCAAGAUUUGCGUCGCGAACAAUGUUAAGACUAGCGGGUGCUAG